UGGAUGUGUACGAGUAUCACAUGUCCAUUUAAUUUUCAGCGCCCUAUUCUCAUCGGCGAGCGACGAGGAUAGUGAGAGUGACGGUAGCAUUGUUUCGCCAUGCAGCCCUGAUUUCUAUUUGCUUCCUAAGAGGGAGCCACUGACACCCAAGUGCUACAGAAGACGACAUCCUCACAACUUGUUAGGAACUUUUGAGGAAUCGGUUUUAAAUGGACGCCUCGAGCCCGUUUCCACCGUUCACGGAUUUACCGCCGAAUUGGGUGCGAGCGGCGCAUUCGUUCCCGAGCAUUUGGUACUUCCAGUUACUGUGUUCUUUUACAAUUUGGGAGAUAACGAGAAAGUGUCCUCGCCAUAUUUGGGACACAUAAAUUUGGGACGAAAGGGAUAUCAGGUUCCCAAAUCCGGCACGUUGCAAGUGACACUGUUUAAUCCCUUGGGAACUGUCGUGAAAAUGUUUGUUAUAAUGUACGAUUUGAACGAAAUGCCUCCGAACUCGCAGACAUUCAUUCGACAGCGUACUUUAUACAUGCCGACUGGCUGUACGGAUAAGAAUUCGGAAUGGGGACCUAAGUGGUUACGCUACCUUAUUCACUUAAGAUUUAUGAGCUCCAAAUCGGGUCGAAUUUAUCUACAUACGGAUAUACGGAUGAUAAUUUUUCGAAAGUCGGAUCUCGAUACAGCAACUGCACAUGGUAUUGAUAUGUCCUACGAAUUACGCAGCUUCACCCACUUACCUUCGAACCCUCGAUUCUCUUCAAGAAAGUAGAAACACGAAUAAAAUGUACGCAUAUUAUU
Molecule: messenger RNA, 795 nt
Organism: Photinus pyralis (common eastern firefly)
Lineage: Eukaryota; Metazoa; Arthropoda; Insecta; Coleoptera; Lampyridae
Product: protein FAM214A-like
Exons: 4
Source: RefSeq, a predicted model, not a curated record